AUGGAUGUCGCUUUUUGUGAACUUGAUAUUUUCUUUACCCCGAAUACUCCUCUUCAAGGGGAGAACAUAUAUAUGGAAGAGCAGUCUUCUUCAACAUCCAAGGACUUUCAUUUUAUUGUGGAAAAAGAUGUUCAAGGAAGCCAAAACAAUGGUGAUACGACAAACUCAUCAGAGGACACCUUUACUCAUACAACACCAGUACCUAUAUCUUCAGAGGAUGCUCCUGAGGUAAAUUCAAACCCUUCACUCAUAUUAGAUAAUGUUCUUCAUGAUAAGUCUAACCCUGAGCCUCAUAAUGACAUACAUGAUAUACCUAAUCUUGAGCCUAAUGAUGUUGUGCAUAAUGAGAAUACCAUACAUGAUGAGCCCAAUAUUGAGUCUAAUGACCAUAUACAUAGUGAAGUCAUUGAUGUGGAAAGUGAUGAUGAGAAUAAUGAAGGUAAUAACCGGGAAGAUCCAAGCAUUGUGAAUCGUCAAGGAAGUUUUGAUGAAGAUGAUUUGUUUGGAAAGAUGGUGUGUAGUGAAGUGGAAGCCUAUGAAUUCUAUAAUAGUUAUGCUACAAGAAUUGGGUUUAGUGUUCGAAAGGGAAAAAAGAGAAGAGAUGCAAAGAAUGUUGUUCGACAAAUUAACUUCAUGUGUUCAAAAGAAGGUUUUCAACAGGAUAGUGAUCCUUCAGAAACCAAAAGGGCUGAUAGGCUAGAUACAAGAACAGGUUGCAAAGCCAUGAUCCGAUUUACAUUAGCAGAGGACAUGUGGAGAGUUUCUCACUUUCAUGCUGAGCACAAUCACGAGCUUGCUAAGCCAGAAGAGAGACCAUUUUUAAGAUCAAAUAGAAAAAUGUCUGAAGCUCAUAAAGGGGUGAUAAAGACCAUGCGUGAUGCUCGUAUAGGGACCAUAAAGACAUACUCAUAUUUAGCAGAAGAAGUUGGCGGAUCUCAGAAUGUUGGGUUUACGAAAAGAGAUUGCUAUAAUUUUGUGAAUAAUGAGAAAAUGGCUAUGUUUGAGGCUGGAGAUGCUCAAAGCUUAAUCAAUCUUUUCAAGCGUAAGCAAACUGAAGAUCCUAUGUUCUUUUACUCAGUGCAAGUGGAUCAAGAAAAUCGAAUGACAAAUUUCUUUUGGAGAGAUGGCCGAUCAAGACUUGAUUAUGAGUGCUUUGGAGAUGUAUUAGUUUUUGAUACUACAUACAGAACCAACAGGUACAACAUGAUUUGUGCUCCUUUUGUGGGUGUUAAUAACCAUUGGAAAAAUGUAUUAUUUGGAUGUGCUUUUCUAUUGGAUGAGACAACUGCUUCAUUUAAUUGGUUGUUUGAAACAUUUUUAGAGUCAAUGGGAAAUCAACCACCAAAGACUAUUUAUACUGAUCAAUGUCAAGCAAUGGCAAAUGGCAUUAGAGAUGUUUUUCCUGAUACUUGUCACCGUUUAUGCUUGUGGCAUAUAUCGUUGAAUGCAACAAGACAUAUAGCAAGCUACUUAGGAAUCCCUGACUUUAAGAAGAUGUUCAAUAAGUGUCUUUAUGGUUGUGAAACAGUUGCAGAAUUUCAGUCUACAUGGGAUGAGUUACUUGUGACAUUUAAUGUUACAGAGAAUGAAUGGUUGAAGAGAUUAUAUACACUACGGGAAAAAUGGUGUGCGGCCUUCACCUUAGACACUUUUUCUGCUAGAAUUCAAGCUUCACAAAGAAGUGAGAGCACAAAUAAUGUGUUCCAUCAUAUAUCUGCUGCAAGAAUGAGGCUUAUUGAAUUUGUACAUCACUAUGAUAAGCAAGUAGAAGCCACACGCUCAAGUGAAUUAGAAGAGACUUUUCGUUGCACAAAUGGCGUACCUUCUACUGCUAAGAGGAGUACUAAACUACUAUAUCAUGCUGGUAAAGUUUAUACAAGAAAAAUUUAUAAUUUAUUUGGGACUGAGCUUACCGCUAGCAUGGCAUUCAAGAUGGAUGAAGUUGAUACUAAUGGAACUGUACAUACUUUUGAAUUGAGUCAGGAGGGUCGCAAUAGAAUUUAUGUUGUGAAGCUAAACUCUUCAGAUGACACAAUCACAUGUAGCUGCAAGAUGUUUGAAUCUAUGGGAUUGUUGUGUCGUCAUGCUCUAAGGGUAUUGAAUGUCAGGAAUGUUACUAAGAUACCACCCCAAUAUAUAUUGAAGCGUUGGAAAAAGGAUGCAAAAUCUGGAAUUGGGGCACAAGAACAUGAAGCAUUAUUACAACAAAAGGAUAAACCAUCAGUUGUAUUGCGUCGAAAUAAUAUGGUUCGAAAAGCUUAUGAUAUAUUGAGCAAGGCUGCAAUGACAGAGAAAGGUAGUAAAAUUGCAAUGCAAAAGUUGAAAGAGAUGGAAGAAUUAAUUGAAAAAGAUGAGCUAGAGUCAAAAGGAUUUGAUCACAAAGAAAGCAAUGAGGCUUUGAAUGAUGUUAUUUCUGAUGAUAAUGAAAGUGGCUGCCCAGUUAAUGAGACACCAGUAUUGGAUCCCCCAUGUGCAAGGCCAAAAGGGAUGAGUAAUGAUAGAUGGAAAGCAUCUGUGGAGAAGCGAAACAAGAAUACAUCUAAGAAUACGGUGUCAUCUAGUAAAAAAGACGGUACGGGAAAGCAGCAAAAACAGAAGGUUAGGGCAGCAAAAGAUCCAGUCUCAUCUACUAAAGGUAAUAGUGAGAAGAAACAAAAGGAGAGGCCAGCAGAAGAUCCGGUCUCAUCUAGUAAGAAGGUUUGCACGAGAUUGUCAAACACUAAUGUGCAUCCAUGUUUGCCUCCAUCUAAUCAGCUUUAUCCAUCUAUGAGCUUGUCGACAAUCAAUACUCAGGGAUGUUUGCCUCCACCUAAUCAAGGUUCUGAUUCUAAAGCAUUCUAUCAGCCAAAUGUUUCUUUUACUAGCAUGUUUUUGAGUCAGGUAUUGGUUGAUCUCAUUGUUGAAGUACUUACAAUUACUUAA
Molecule: messenger RNA, 2922 nt
Organism: Rosa chinensis
Lineage: Eukaryota; Viridiplantae; Streptophyta; Magnoliopsida; Rosales; Rosaceae
Product: protein FAR1-RELATED SEQUENCE 5-like
Exons: 4
Coding region: 1-2922 (973 amino acids)
Molecular function (GO): zinc ion binding
Source: RefSeq, a predicted model, not a curated record